UUCUCCCAGAGGCACUGCAUCGGCCUCGAAUGCACUGGCAUAGGGCAUGGCGCCAAGCUGCACUCACCGUUCUUCUCACUGGCCUCGAGAUCUCGAAAUGGUCGACGUCGACAGGACCCGUACUUUACGCACAUGCCAAAAGCUGGUCGUCACGGCGGCUGUUAGAUGCUAGGGAGAAAACAAGGGAUCUUUGGAAUCAUGGAUUUAAUAAUUAUAUGGAGAAUGCGUUUCCUUAUGAUGAACUUAUGCCUCUGUCAUGCGCUGGGAGGGGACCAGAUUGGGAAAAUCCCCACAACUUCGCAAAUAACGAUGUGGCGGGAAAUUUCUCGUUAACGCUCAUUGACGUUUUGGAUACUUUCGUCGUUUUGGGCGAUACAAGUGGAUUUGAGAAAGCUGUGCGCAAUACUAUAAACUGGGUAUCUUUCGAUGUCAAUACAAGACCGCAAGUGUUUGAGACGACCAUUCGAGUUCUGGGUGGUUUACUAUCGGGCCAUAUAUUUGCUUCCGACCCAACUGGUCAGUUUUACCUACCAUGGUACAGAGACGAGCUGUUAAUUUUAGCAAAGGACUUGGGCCAGCGAUUAUUACCUGCUUUCAACACACCGACUGGAAUACCAUAUAGCCGAUUAAACCUUCGACAAGGCGUGCCUCUUGGAGAACCACAUGACACUUGUACUGCAGGAGCAGGAUCUUUAAUUCUAGAGUUCGGGACCCUCAGUCGCCUGACUGGUGAUGAUCGUUUCGAAAAGGCUGCGUACAAAGCCUUCUUCGCGCUAUGGAAUAGGAAAUCGGACAUUGGACUUGUUGGGAACACAAUAAAUCAUUUCACUGGAAAAUGGUUAAUUCCUGAAGUAACGGGCAUUGGUGCUGGAGUCGAUUCAUUCUAUGAAUAUGCCUUCAAGUGGUUCGUUUUGAGUGGCGAAGUGGAGUUUCUAGACGUAUGGCAUGAAGCCUAUGCAGCGGUGAUGCGAUACGUAAGAGGGCUGGACGGAUUCUGGUUCAGACAAGUCAACAUACACUCGGGUGAUGCUGUUUAUAAUACGAUUGAUUCACUUUCUGCCUUUUGGCCGGGCCUUCAGGUUAUUGCUGGGGAUAUUGAGAAUGCUAUCAAAUCACACUUAAUCUUCUGGAACCUCUGGAAAAGACACUCUGGCCUUCCAGAGGUAUGGGACAUCAAUUUCAUGCAGGCUGUGGCAACACAGUAUCCGUUAAGACCAGAGUUCGUCGAGUCUACGUACUACCUUUACAGAGCCACCCGAGACCCGUUCUAUCUGGACGUUGGAGAAAGAGUUCUGCAUGAUCUGAUACUACGAUCGAAGGUUGCAUGUGGACUCGCUGGCAUAGCCGACUUACGGAUCAACAAACGAGACGAUAGAAUGGAGUCUUUCGUGUUAUCAGAAACAUUGAAGUACCUUUACCUGCUUUUCGACGAGGAAAACCCACUGCACAAGGACGACUCUAAUUACGUGUUCACCACGGAGGGCCACAUUUUAACCCUCGGGAAGCAGCAUCUAAAGCCGUUGUCCCGGAUUCGUAGGAAACUACGGCGCGUAGAAAACUUACAGUGUCCCGUCUACGAGCCAGUUCGCGUCGGUGCUGGCGCUGAUGGCGAGAAUCUGGGGUUAACUACUGGUAUCUUGUUCCGACCAGACGUAGACUAUGCAAGGGCGUUAGUAGGUGCAGCUCCUACAGAGUUGGAGGAAGAAUGGUACUCGGAAUAUGGCACUUGCCAGGUCCCUACCGCGGAACUCUACUCGUACGACUUCGUCCUUUCUGCUAGUGGUCAACUCGCCGAAGAAGACCCUAGUCCCAGCCUUCAGAAGCUCUAUGAAGUCAGCGAUGGUUUCAUACUGCAAAACGUCACUGGUAUAAGGACGCAUAUUGUCAGUCGUCUAGACGGGAAAGGGUACGAUAUUGUCAAGCUUGCACAAUAUCCCGUUCGCCGGGGGCAAACCGUAUAUGUGAACGACUCUACAUUGCAACUGGUAGCCCUGAAGAAUCUAAGCUCCAUGGAUGAAAUCUAUGAUAAUGAGGGUUUCCCGUCAGGGCGGCCCAGAGACGUACCAUUGCGCUUUUCUCUCGAUAUAGAGCCUGCUCUACUUGUCCAACCCGGUGUACCAGAAAUCGAGUUCAAGACUAUCGCGUUCUCAGCGUCGUUUGGUGGCGAUCCCAUAGCUCAGACUCGACGGGUGUCUGGUAUGGGUAGUGGGUUCGGAAGCAGAGUCACUCGAGUGCCGUCUGAUCGAUUAGGCUGCGAACCGUACAAAAGAGAUACGGAAACCGCCAUCACCGAUGCAGUUGUGCUGGUGCACCGUGGGACAUGUACGUUCCUUGAGAAGUUCAUUCAUGCUAAGCGUGCUGGUGCAAGAGGUGUCUUGGUGGCUAGUGACAGCGACAUGCCACUCAAUCCGUCGGCUGAGAUCGUUGAGCUGGAGGAGUUCGCAGGCGACUCUUUAGAUGACGCAGUGAUCGUUGCCAUCACGCAAACCGCGGGCGAGGAGAUCUCAAAAUUACUGGACGCGGCGGAGAGACUCAGUGGUGCUGACCUUCUUGUGACUGUUGAGCCAGAAGGUCUUCCAGGAAAGACGGAUACGCAACCGUCUAAUGACUCUACAGGGAAAGAAAGGACGAAACCUCCAGACAUCACGAGGGUCCUGUACUUGAAUGGCCACCCUCUUUUGAAUACGAGGUUACUUAUUUAAUGUUUAAAUGUUAUUUUGCUGUCGUAACAAGGAAUAUCGGAUAGACAUUGGAAUCUAAUUCAAAGCAUACAGAGCUAAUGAAGUGGAAGUUUUGGUAUCUACUCUGGCAAACAGACAAAUAACCCAUUAACAAAACGUGGAACCGGUAUCUUGACACACAUGCGAUGGAAUAUUUUCAGUCCUCGGCUUCGAUAAUCCAAUAUGACGGGGCGUCAAGCUUUUCGUGGCCCUUCAAAAACGCCAAGCCGAUGACAAACAGGUAGCCCACUGUUCGUCCGCCUUGCUUCGCUACGAGCUCGCCAGCAGCUUUCGCGGAUCCGCCAGUAGCGAUAAGGUCGUCAACGACCAACACAGUUUGCCCUGGCUUGAUGCUAUCUGCUUGCAUUUCAAAGAUAUCUUCACCAUAUUCCUUCUCAUACACAGCCUGCACACACGCACCAGGGAGUUUACCUUUCUUGCGAACUGGGACGAACGCAGCGCCGAGGCGGAGUGCAAGGGGAGGUCCGAUGAGGAACCCGCGCGCAUCUAGGCCAACAAUCACGUCUAUCUUCUUGUUCGGUGCAUCUUCUGGGAUACGCGGGAUGACAGUGGUUGUGAUAUGAUGGCUGAAGUGAGUCAGGAGAGUCUCGAAAGCGAGAGGUGAACGAAGGAUGGGGAGGAAGUCUUGGAAGACGAUUCCCUUCUUAGGGAAAUCCGGAUGUACGCCUAGAUGGCUCUUGAGGAACUCG
Molecule: messenger RNA, 3430 nt
Organism: Fomitiporia mediterranea MF3/22
Lineage: Eukaryota; Fungi; Basidiomycota; Agaricomycetes; Hymenochaetales; Hymenochaetaceae
Product: alpha-mannosidase
Exons: 20
Coding region: 30-2702 (890 amino acids)
Biological process (GO): carbohydrate metabolic process; mannose trimming involved in glycoprotein ERAD pathway; endoplasmic reticulum mannose trimming
Cellular component (GO): membrane; endoplasmic reticulum
Molecular function (GO): calcium ion binding; mannosyl-oligosaccharide 1,2-alpha-mannosidase activity
Source: RefSeq, a predicted model, not a curated record